GCCAGCGCAGGUGGCAGAGCCUUCGUUCACUGGAGUCGCCUCAGGACCCCAGACAUGAAGCUCCUCUUCCCCGCCCUGUUGUCCCUCGGGGCCCUGGGACUGUGUCUGGCUGCCCCUAAGAGAAGAGUUCGAUGGUGCACCAUAUCACCAGCAGAGGUAGCAAAAUGCAUCAAAUUCCAAAGGAAUAUCAAAAAAGUGCGUGGCCCCUCUGUCCACUGCAUAAAGAAAACCUCCCGCUUUGAAUGUAUCCAGGCCAUUGCGGCAAACAAGGCAGAUGCUGUGACACUUGAUGGUGGUUUGGUGUAUGAUGCAGGCCUGGAACCCUACAAACUGCGACCUAUAGCAGCAGAGGUCUAUGAGACCGGAGGGAAGCCACAAACCCACUAUUAUGCUGUGGCCAUAGUGAAGAAGGGCAGCGGCUUUCAGCUGAGCCAAACACGAGGUGUGAAGUCCUGCCACACCGGCCUUGGCAGGUCCGCUGGGUGGAACAUCCCUGUGGGGAUACUUCGUCCGUACUUGAACUGGACAGGGCCCCCAGAGCCCCUUGAGAAAGCUGUGGCCAACUUCUUCUCCGCCAGCUGUGUUCCCUGUGCAGAUGGAACACAGUACCCUAACCUGUGUCGCUUGUGUGCGGGGACAGGGACAAAUAAAUGUGCCUGCUCCUCCCAGGAACCAUACUUUGGCUACUCCGGUGCCUUCAAGUGUCUGCAAGAAGGGGAUGGAGAUGUGGCUUUUGUCAAGGAUAGUACAGUGUUUGAAAACCUGCCAGACAAGGCUGACAGGGACGAGUAUGAGCUGCUCUGUCCAGACAAUACUCGGAAGCCAGUGGAGGACUUCGAGAGGUGCCACCUGGCCCGGGUCCCUUCUCAUGCUGUUGUGGCCCGAAGUGUGGAUGGCAAGGAAGACUUGAUCUGGGAGCUUCUCUUCAAGGCACAGGACAGGUUUGGAAAAAACAAGUCAUCAGCGUUCCAGCUCUUUGGCUCCCCUCCUGAGACUAAGGACCUGCUGUUCAAGGACGCUGCUGUUGGGUUUUUGAGGAUCCCCUCGAAGAUAGAUUCUGGCCUGUACCUUGGCUCCGGCUACCUCACUGCCAUUCAGAGCCUGAGGCAAACGGCGGCGGAGGUGGAGGCGCGGCGCGCUCGGGUCGUGUGGUGCGCCGUGGGCCCUGACGAGGAGAGCAAGUGCAAGCGGUGGAGCGACCUGAGCGGCCAAAGCGUGGCCUGCGUCACGGCCUCCACCAGCGAGGACUGCAUCGCCCUGGUCAUGAAAGGAGAAGCCGAUGCCCUGAGCUUGGAUGGAGGAUAUAUCUACAUUGCCGGCAAGUGUGGGUUGGUGCCUGUCUUGGCAGAGAACCAAAGUAAGUGGGGGGACUAUUGCGUGCAUAGACCAGCGGAAGGGUAUCUGGCUGUGGCAGUUGUCAGGAAAUCUGAUGCCGACAUCACCUGGAAUUCUGUGAGAGACAAGAAGUCCUGCCACACUGCUGUGGACAGGACCGCAGGCUGGAACAUCCCCAUGGGCCUGCUCUUCAACCAGAGACGCUCCUGCAGAUUUGAUGAGUACUUUAGUCAAAGCUGUGCCCCUGGAUCUGACCCGGCAUCCAGUCUCUGUGCACUGUGUAUUGGCAAUGAUAGGGGCGAGGACAAGUGCGUGCCCAACAGCAAUGAGAGAUACUAUGGCUACACUGGGGCUUUCAGGUGCCUGGCUGAGAAAGCUGGAGACGUUGCAUUUGUGAAAGAUGUCACUGUCCUGCAGAACACUAACGGAAACAGCCCUGAACCAUGGGCUAGGGAUUUGAAGUUGGAGGACUUUGAGCUGCUGUGUCUUGAUGGCACCCGGAAGGCUGUGACUAAGGCUGAGGACUGCCACCUGGCCAGGGCCCCAAAUCAUGCUGUGGUAUCUCGGAAUGAUAAGGCAAAACACGUGGAAGAGGUGCUGCUCCGCCAACAGAAACUGUUUGGAAGAAAUGGACAGGAUUGCCCAGGCAAGUUUUGCUUGUUCCAGUCUGAAACCAAAAACCUUCUGUUCAAUGACAACACUGAAUGUCUGGCUGAGCUCCAAGGCAAAACAACGUACGAACAAUAUUUGGGAUCAAACUAUGUCACGGCCGUCGCUAACCUGAGACAAUGCUCAACCUCCCGUAAGUGGACCAUAGAUAGUGUUGCUGAGAAACCAUGGGUGAAGGUCAAGGUUGGAGGGCCAGACAGCAUUCUAGGAAUGAAGAUGGGUAUAAAGAUGUUAAGGCAAUAUAAUAUCUCUGUGCCUCAGGAAAUUAAAAUCUCAUUGAUGAGGUGAAAGAAUUAGAGAAUA
Ceratotherium simum simum (southern white rhinoceros) is the source of this 2307-nucleotide messenger RNA. The record is from RefSeq and is a predicted model, not a curated record. NCBI's taxonomy places the organism in Eukaryota, Metazoa, Chordata, Mammalia, Perissodactyla, Rhinocerotidae.